UUCUCUCCAUCUCCUUCCUUGUUCUUCUUUCUCAAUUUAGCUUCUUCUCGCUGGCAUGCGUCAUUCCUUUGGAUAUUUCUCCGGGUUCUGCGAUGCGAUGUUAGGGUUCUUGCUUUCCGUGUGAAAUCUUUAUUGUCCGAUUCGUCGUCUCUCUAGUUAUUUCGUUCUACUCUUUUUGCUUUCGUAUCGAUUUCCCUUAGAUCUUGCGUCUGUCGGAUCGGAUUUUGAAGAUUAGGGUUCUUCGUCUGUUGUGGGUCUAGGGUUUCGAAGAGCAUCGAUAUAAUGCCUUCGGUACCCUUUGAGCUAAUCCUCCUCGAUUUGGUUCCUUCGUUGACUUUUUAUCACUCUGGUUUGUGUUCCCAUCGUCUGAAACCUCUUCAGAAGAGUGAUUGGCGUGGUAAUCUUAGUUAACGUUGUUCUUGAAUCGUUCCUUUUUCUCUUCGAUCUUUGGUUUUUUUCCCUUUUUUUUUAUCGUCGUUUGGUUCCUGGUGACUUUUGUCAGCUCGGUUCUAUCAUCAAAGUAGAAAAUUCGUGAUCUUAAUCUCACCGUUGGAAGCGAAUCGCCGGGCAUAGAAUCGGUCUCGAGUAUUGAUUUUCUAGCUUCUGGGGCACUCGAUUUGAACCUAAAAAGUUCUGCUCUGAAUACAUUUAGCUUCAAUUGGAUAUGAGCUCCAUUUCUGGAAAUUCGGGCUACAGAGAUGCAGAUACACACCUUGAGAACCCGAUUUCGAGCUCAACAAAAUGCUCUGAUGGCUCGAAGCUUCAUCCUUCCUUCACUGGCUCUGAAGAUGCUCAGGAGUCUGACGGGGAUGAUUCCGGUUAUAUACACCAAACUGUGAAUGAAGUGUAUGAAAAAAAGGAAACCGGAAAAUUCGUUUCAGGUUGUUUAUCUCUCAAGUCUUCAGAUGAAGAAGACGAAGGUUUGGCAGCUGCAUUGCAGCAAAUGUUUUCUGAGACUCAGACACAAGUGAUUCUCAUCCCUGCGAUAAAAGGCAGUCGGGAGAAGCACGGUCUCUCGCCGAGGAAACUGAACGUGUCGUGGGCGGAGGAUGUGUAUGAUCCCCCGCCUUCGAUUAUGUCUCACACGAGGGGCAAGAGACAGAAUCAGCCAAAAUCAAAGGCCAAAGACAAUAACCACAAGAAAAACGGGAAGAAAGGGCAUAAGGGAAGCAGCAACUCUUCUUCUCGUGGGGGCAAAGACAAGAAGCAGUCUUCUCGGAAACAUGGAAAUGGAAGUGGUAGCAGAGACAAGUUUCAGAUGCGCAUUGCGGUGGCAUGUUCCUGAAGAAUCAUAACAGCUCCGCCAUUGUUCACCUCUCUCUCUCUCUCUCUCUCUCUGUGUGCUUUUUUCCUAUUAUGAGUGUGUAUGUGUAUAAAUAAAUCUUAAGACGGGCGUGGAGUAUGUUGUUGGGAAGUGUGUUUAUUUCUUUUUGUUUAAACUCUGUCAAGCUUUUGCUAUUGAGGAUGUCGGAUUUGGUCUGUGUA
Molecule: messenger RNA, 1485 nt
Organism: Tarenaya hassleriana
Lineage: Eukaryota; Viridiplantae; Streptophyta; Magnoliopsida; Brassicales; Cleomaceae
Exons: 3
Coding region: 665-1285 (206 amino acids)
Source: RefSeq, a predicted model, not a curated record